This is a messenger RNA of Scheffersomyces stipitis CBS 6054, 2204 nucleotides long. It is a transcript of the gene PRT1, whose product is annotated as translation initiation factor eIF3 subunit b. The transcript has a single exon. Gene Ontology annotation, cellular component: eukaryotic translation initiation factor 3 complex. Gene Ontology annotation, molecular function: translation initiation factor activity; RNA binding; translation initiation factor binding. The coding region runs from base 15 to 2153 and encodes 712 amino acids. Gene Ontology annotation, biological process: translational initiation. Lineage: Eukaryota; Fungi; Ascomycota; Pichiomycetes; Serinales; Debaryomycetaceae. The record is from RefSeq and is a predicted model, not a curated record.
AGCAAUAUUCCAGAAUGUCCUUGACAGAAGCUGAGUAUCACGAGCUUGAGAAGCAAGUUAACUUGGACGACAUUGACUUUUCCGACUUGGAAGAGCAAUAUGAAGUCGAUGUCGGCUUAGACAAUUAUGUUGUAGUAGACGGUGCCCCAAUUGCACCAGAGGCCAAGGUCCCUGUAUUGAUCAAGGUCUUAAAGAAGUUGUUCAACACUGUAGGAAAGGUUGUUGAAGGCGACGAAGGAAUUUACAUGCCUUUGGAAGACGGAAAAUCGAAGGGUUACUUGUUUGUUCAGUUUGAAACUUCGGAAAUGGCCGAAGCUGCAAUCAAGCAGUUGCAUGGCAAAAAGUUAGAUCAGAAGCACAGAUUGCUUGUCAACAGAUUGUCUGAUAUCGAGAAAUACGGUGUAGAAGGCAAUGUUGCUGCCGAAUUUGUAGAACCAGAGUUACCUCCAUUCAAGAGCCACGGCUACUUGAAGUCAUGGCUUCAGGAUCCUCAGGGCAGAGACCAAAUAGCCUUGCACCAUUCUGAGACAUUUGGUGUUUUCUGGAACAAGAAGAAGAGCGACCCCGAACCUGUCUUUGAGCCAAGAAAGUUCUUCACCUCGAAAUACGCCAAGUUCUCUCCAAAGGGUACCUACUUGUUCUCUAUCCAUCCCCAGGGUGUUCAGUCUUGGGGGGGAGCUGAUUUCUCCAGCAUUGACAAAUUCAUGCACAACCAAGUCCGUUUGGUUGACUUUUCCCCCAACGAAAAGUAUAUGGUGACUUUGUCGCCACUUCCGAUCACUGCACCUGAUUCUGCUGCUGAAAGAGCUGUUUUCCCCUUUGGACCAGAGUCUUAUGGCCACAAGUUGGUCAUCUGGGACUUGACCACUGGUGAACCAGCUAGAACUUUUGCCUUGCCUCCCCACUUAGAAGGACAGAAGGAAAUGCCAUGGCCAUUGGUCAAAUGGUCCCAUGACGAUAAGUACUGUGCUCGUCAAGGUCCUGGUGCUUUAGCUGUUUACGAAACCCCAUCGUUCCAGUUGUUGGACAAGAAGUUGAUCAAGAUUGACGACAUUGUCGACUUUGAGUGGGCACCUGCUGGCGUCCAUCUUGCCAAUAACAAGUCCGAGAACGGCCACCACUUGUUGUCGUACUGGACUCCUGAAUCCAGUAACCAAACUGCUAGAGUCGCUGUGAUGCAAAUUCCAACGAGACAGAUCCUCAGAACCGUCAACUUGUUCCAGGUUAGCGACUGUAAGAUGCACUGGCAAAGCGAAGGUAAACUCUUGUGUGUAAAGGUAGACCGUCAUACCAAGUCUGGUAAGACCAUCUUUACCAACUUAGAGUUCUUCAAGACCACUGAAAAGGACAUCCCUGUAGAGAAAUUGGAGUUGAAGGAAAUCGUUAUCAACUUCGCCUGGGAACCAAAGUCCGAGAGAUUUGUUAUCAUCUCCAGAUUAGACGAUGGCAACCUCAACUCCGCCAUCCCUAAGAAUAUCAUUGACUUCUACGCUCCAGAUGUGAAUGGUAAGGGUAAGUCUGCCACAUCUGUAUACAAGUCGUACAAGACCAUUACUGACAAGCACUCUAACACUGUCUUCUGGUCACCAAAGGGUAGAUAUGUUGUUGUAGCCACCAUCUCCAGAAGUAACGGUGAGAUCGAGUUCUUUGAUGUUUCGUUUGAUGACUCUAACAAGAACGCUCCAGCUAACGUCAAGUUGUUGAAGAAUGACAAGUUCUCUGGUAUGACGAACAUCAGUUGGGACCCAUCUGGUAGAUUUGUAGCAACUUGGUCGUCUUCGUGGUUACAUACUAUCGAAAACGGUUACAAGUUAUACGAGUUCACAGGUAACUUGUUGAGAGAUGACUCCAUCGAUCAAUUCAAGGAAUUUAUCUGGAGACCAAGACCAGCCUCUUUGUUGAACUCUGCCGACAGAAAGAAGGUCAGAGCCAACUUGCGUGAGUACAGUGCUCAAUUCGAAGAGUCUGACGCCAUGGAAGCUGAUGCUGCUCUUAGAGAAUUGAUCUAUGCCAGAAGAAGAGCCUUGGAAGACUGGAAAGCCUACAGAGCUAAACACGCCAGCAAGGCUGUCAAGGCUAAUGAGGUUCAAGCUGAAAUCAUUGAAGAGAUCAAGGAGGAGAUCAUUGAAGAGAAGGAAGAGAUUGUUGAGUAAUCUCACUAAUUGUCUUCAUACUAUACAAUCAUACAUUACUAAUCUUAGAAA